This is a messenger RNA of Sporisorium graminicola, 1968 nucleotides long. RefSeq lists its product as uncharacterized. The coding region runs from base 1 to 1968 and encodes 655 amino acids. The transcript has a single exon. NCBI's taxonomy places the organism in Eukaryota, Fungi, Basidiomycota, Ustilaginomycetes, Ustilaginales, Ustilaginaceae. The record is from RefSeq and is a predicted model, not a curated record.
AUGAACGGCCAGACAUCAAGACCCGACUCGGGCAGCUUUGGCACCAAUCCCGCCAAUAGCGGCGGCGGCGGCGGCGGCGGCGGCGGUGGAAGCACUCUCCUUCCCGGUCUGGCUGGCACCGAGUCCGAAAAGCAACUCACGCAGCGCGAGCUCGCAGCACUCAAGACGAUCAAGCGCAACGUCGACACGACCAAGUACGCCGGCUGGCUGCUCGGUGCCUCGGGGACAUGGGUGCUUCUCUCGCGACGCAAGCCUCCUCCGCGCAUGCUGCCCAAGCUCGGAUGGAGCGUCGUUGGCGGUCUUGGCGGAUCAUUCCUAACAAUGCCGAUUGGCAUCCUGCUCAGCCGCGGCGUGCUGAAGGAAGUCGAAGAUCCACAGCAUCUAAGGAGGGUGUUGGCUGGCGCGAUUGAGGAACAGCGACAGGGCAAGCGGCCGCAGGUGGGUGUUGCGCCGCCGAAAGGAUUGAACGGCGAGACGGAUUUCGACCAGUCGUCGUCGCAGCAGCAGCAGCAGCAGCAGCAACAACAACAACAACAACAACAGCAGCAAUCGCAGCAGGAGUGGGGAGGCGAACAGGCGGCGCAGAGUGACGGCUCCUCGUUCGAUAGGAGUGGAGCCACCGCCGAUACUUUCAGCGCCUACUCGGCGACGCAGGCGUCUUCGCACACGGGGAGGAGCGCAAACGGCGAGAGGAACGCUCCUUCUGAGCAGUCGUCAUCCAACGCAGCUCCCGAUGGUACGGGACCAGGCACACGGUGGGCGCAGCUCCGAGGCGAACGCGGCGUCGAGCCCAGCAUGUGGGAGCGCAUCAGACAGGACAACGCUCGCACUGCGUACAGCCGGUCUGCCUCGGCUCGCGCGGAGCCGGGCAACUCAGAGGAUCCAUCUUCCUACAACAGCAAUCCAUCGAGCCCGUCGAACCGACAGCAGCAACAACAGCCACGCACGUCUUCGUACACCUCUCGUCCCGCCGCUCGAAACCGGGAAGAGCCGGUCAUGGCUCUCUCCGGAGCCGAGGACGAUCCUCGCUGGUCUUCACCGGCCACCUUUUCGCCGCAGUCGAGCGGCUGGGGCAACAACGAGUUUCUCCACGACCCCGCUGCCCCACCUAACCAGCGUGGCGACGCUUCCGCCAAGCGCGGCUACGGCAUCCUCUCGGUCCUUGAAGACUCGCCUGCCACCUCGUCUGGGUACCAGCUCGAGUCGGAUGCACCCAUCCAGGUGGUCAAAGGCUCUCUCCUCGCGUCGCUCGUUGGCGGGGUCAGUGGGUCGAUCUACGGCGUGCUUCGCGGGCGCCAAGGCGCAGGAACCGUGCUAGGCACACGGAUGGCGUUCAGCUCGUUCGCGUUCGCGUUCCCUUUCUUCGCGGUGCGCGAGUACGUCGUGUCGCCCGUGCUGAACCGCACGUCGAGCGGUCCGGACCCCGCCAACCGCCACAUGCGGCUGCGCACGGUGGUGCCGAACCGACACACGCACAACCUGCUGGCUUCCGGCCUGGCGGGCGCGGUGGUGGGUGCGGGCGCCGCGGCGUUCACACGUGGACCGGCGGCGAUGCACAAAGGAAUCCUCGCGUUCGGCAUCGUGUGUACGGGCCUGCAGCUCGCGGGGAACGAGGCGAGGAUGGUGAGGGAUAGCUUGAUCCGCCCUGUGCCUCGGGGUGUGCCCGCGCCGCAAAGCACCCAGGGCAACUCGAGCGACGCAGCUGUGUCGGUCUCUCAGGCGGCCGCACCGCUGGUCGACGUCGAGCCGAAACAGCAACCGCCGCAAGAACAGCCGGGCAAGGCCGGCUGGCUGGACAAGGUCAAGAAAGCCAUGCCGAUCAGAAGCGUCUCGGACGAAGAGUACGAGGUGAAGCUCAAGGAGAGGCUGAACGGCGUCAAUCAGAGGAUGGCGGAUGUGGAAGCCGAAAUCCGCGAGAUCGAGGGGCUACUUGAGCAGCACGAGCAGCAGCAGGAGGGAAGGCAUUAG